CUCCUCCACACCAACCAAAUUCCCCACCACCGGCGACCUCGUCAGCCAGCGAUGUCGGGCCGCGGCAAGGGAGGCAAGGGGCUGGGCAAGGGCGGCGCCAAGCGCCACCGGAAGGUGCUGCGCGACAACAUCCAGGGCAUCACCAAGCCGGCCAUCCGGCGUCUCGCGCGGCGGGGCGGCGUGAAGCGCAUCUCCGGGCUCAUCUACGAGGAGACCCGCGGCGUGCUCAAGAUCUUCCUCGAGAACGUCAUCCGCGACGCCGUCACCUACACCGAGCACGCCCGCCGCAAGACCGUCACCGCCAUGGACGUCGUCUACGCCCUCAAGCGACAGGGACGCACCCUCUACGGAUUCGGAGGCUGAUCCCGCGUGUUCCUCCAUUGUUAGGGGUUGCCGAUGUGAUGUAAUGUGAUGCAUAUGGUUUCAGAUUAAUCAAUGGAUUCGCUGUUGCUGUUCAGUA
Messenger RNA from Triticum urartu, 460 nucleotides. RefSeq names its product histone H4. Gene Ontology annotation, cellular component: nucleosome. Gene Ontology annotation, molecular function: DNA binding; protein heterodimerization activity; structural constituent of chromatin. Lineage: Eukaryota; Viridiplantae; Streptophyta; Magnoliopsida; Poales; Poaceae. The record is from RefSeq and is a predicted model, not a curated record.